Messenger RNA from Morus notabilis, 1524 nucleotides. Its product is annotated as 26S proteasome non-ATPase regulatory subunit 4 homolog. The transcript is spliced from 12 exons. Gene Ontology annotation, biological process: proteasome-mediated ubiquitin-dependent protein catabolic process. Bases 91 to 1254 code for a protein of 387 amino acids. Gene Ontology annotation, cellular component: cytosol; proteasome regulatory particle, base subcomplex; nucleus. Gene Ontology annotation, molecular function: polyubiquitin modification-dependent protein binding. The record is from RefSeq and is a predicted model, not a curated record. NCBI's taxonomy places the organism in Eukaryota, Viridiplantae, Streptophyta, Magnoliopsida, Rosales, Moraceae.
GCACCACUUAAAUAAAAGAGAAGAAAUUGCGAAAUUGCUCUUUUAACUCUGCUGCGCCUGUGUUCCCGAUUCUCCAUUCUCCAAGCAACCAUGGUUCUCGAGGCGACUAUGAUAUGCAUCGACAAUUCAGACUGGAUGCGAAACGGUGAUUACUCUCCCUCUCGAUUUCAAGCUCAAUCCGACGCUGUUAGUCUCAUCUGCGGCGCCAAAACCCAGUCAAAUCCGGAGAAUACUGUUGGAAUUUUGACAAUGGCGGGAAAAGGGGUUCGCGUAUUGGCCACUCCAACUACUGAUCUCGGCAAGAUUUUGGGUUGUAUGCAUGGUCUUGAAAUGGGCGGUGAGAUGAACAUAGCUGCUGGGAUUCAGGUGGCUCAGCUGGCUCUUAAGCAUCGCCAGAACAAGAAUCAGCAACAAAGGAUUAUAGUUUUUGCUGGAAGUCCUGUUAAGUAUGAGAAGAAGGUAUUGGAGAUGAUUGGGAAGAAACUAAAGAAGAAUAGUGUUGCUCUUGAUAUUGUAAAUUUUGGUGAAGAAGAUGAUGCGAAGCCAGAGAAGUUGGAAGCCCUUCUUGCUGCUGUUAAUAAUAAUGACACCAGUCAUAUGGUCCAUGUUCCUCCUGGUCCCAAUGCUCUCUCAGAUGUGCUUAUAAGUACACCAGUAUUCACUGGAGAUGGGGAUGGAGGGAGUGGCUUUGCAGCAGCGGCUGCAGCCGCUGCAGCAUCUGGUGGUGCUUCUGGCUUUGAAUUCGGUGUAGAUCCCAAUAUAGAUCCUGAGCUGGCUCUGGCCCUCAGAGUUUCUAUGGAAGAGGAAAGAGCAAGGCAAGAGGCUGCUGCGAAAAGGGCUGCUGAGGAAGCUGCUAGGCAAGAAAAAGGAGAGGAAUCGUCAUCCAAAGCAGAGGAUGCAACUAUGACUGAUCAUGUUAAUGAUUCCGCCUCUGAAGAGAAUAAGAAGACCACUGAUGACAUGGCUCUUGGAAUGUCGAUGAAUAUCUCUGGAUCUGGUCAUGCAAUAGAUGCUGAGAUGUUAGAUGCGACUAGUGAGGAUCAGGAGUUGGCCUUAGCUCUCCAAAUGUCCAUGCAAGAAAGUACUCCAUCAGAUGCCAGCAAAGUGUUGGAGGAUCAGUCUUUUGUCUCAUCUAUCCUUGCAACUCUUCCUGGAGUUGAUCCCAAUGAUCCUGCAGUCAAAGAUCUCCUCGCAUCUUUACAAAAUCAAUCUGAGCCAAAGAAGGACGAUGAGCCCCCGAAUGAGAGCAAGUGAAAGUUUAAGAUUAUGCUUCUAAUACUUGAGAUUAACAGGUUCACUGGUCAUGAGUUCUUUAUCCCUUGGAAGGCUUAUCUAUCUCUUAGGAUGAUUCAAGACCUGACAAAGAGAAUGAAAAGUUCUGAUUUCCUUCCUGUCUAUGAAAUUUGCGUUGAUUUUCAUAAUCUUGUAGUGGCAAAGAUCAAUUCCAGACAUUGUAUAAAUGAGAUGAAUUGUGGCUCUGAUUGCUUACUUGGUGGAAAGAAGAAAGGACGGCAUUUGGCGGUA